This is a messenger RNA of Phlebotomus argentipes, 998 nucleotides long. RefSeq names its product ribose-5-phosphate isomerase (gene Rpi). Gene Ontology annotation, molecular function: ribose-5-phosphate isomerase activity. The transcript has a single exon. The record is from RefSeq and is a predicted model, not a curated record. The coding region runs from base 166 to 924 and encodes 252 amino acids. NCBI's taxonomy places the organism in Eukaryota, Metazoa, Arthropoda, Insecta, Diptera, Psychodidae. Gene Ontology annotation, cellular component: intracellular membrane-bounded organelle. Gene Ontology annotation, biological process: pentose-phosphate shunt, non-oxidative branch; D-ribose metabolic process.
GAAGAACUUCUGAACUUUCUCAUCAUUUCGCCAAGUGUGUGUCGAAUCAACUCUACACGUAAAAUAUCAACAGUCGGAAUAUACGCAGCCUAAUGUUAUCACAGAAAACCGCGGUCCAGCGAGAUUGUUCUCAUUGAAAAAGCUGCAAUCGAGGCUGAGCAGUAGAUGCUAUUGAAAGUGAGUCAAGUAGUGUGUCAAUUUCGUCGGCAUUUGCAUAAAAUGAGUCUGGACGAGGCCAAGAGAAUUGCUGCGUACAAGGCAGUGGAUGAAUUCGUGAGGAGCGGCCAAAUUGUGGGCAUCGGGAGCGGAUCGACGGUGGUCUACGCUGUGGACAGGCUCGCCGAGAGGGUGGCCAAGGAGAAGCUCAACGUGGUAUGCAUCCCAACGAGCUUCCAAGCCCGACAGCUAAUCAUCGGGCACAGGCUGACGCUGAGUGAGCUGGAACUUCAUCCGGAGAUUGAUGUCGUUAUCGAUGGGGCGGAUGAGUGCGAUGAGAAUCUGACGCUGAUCAAGGGCGGCGGAGGAUGUCUACUGCAGGAGAAAAUCGUGGCUGCGUGCUCGAAGAAAAUGGUCGUCGUGGCGGACUUCACCAAGGACUCCAAGACGCUAGGCGAACAGUACAAGAAGGGCAUUCCCAUUGAAGUUGUGCCGAUGGCUUAUGUGCCUGUUCGCAAUCGAAUCCAGAAUCUCUUCGGCGGCAAGCUACAGUUGAGAAUGGCAGUGGCCAAGGCAGGACCCUGCAUCACCGACAAUGGCAAUUUCAUCCUGGAUUGGCACUUCACACCUGGGGAUUAUGACUGGGAGAGGAUUAACAGGGAGAUAAGCAUGAUUCCGGGUGUCGUGGAGACAGGAUUGUUUGUCCAAAUGGCGCAGAAGGCCUUCUUCGGCCAGGCUGAUGGGUCAGUGAAGGAGAAAUCUCUCUAAAUGCCGUGUACUUAUGGAUUUUGUACUCUUUUGGGAAACGUGGGAAAAUAUAAUUCAUGCUGCUCAUGCUAUAA